AUGGAUAUCACAACCAUACAGAAAAUUGAGCUGCCUGCGGCGUUUGACGCCCAUGUGCACUUGCGCGAUGGAGAAAUGUCGCAGUUGGUUACGCCGACUAUUCGUAAGGGUGGUGUGAAUACCGUCUAUGUCAUGCCAAACCUUGUUCCACCCAUUACUACAGUGAAGCAAUGUCUCGAGUACCGCGAUCGACUAAAGGCCAUUGAGCCAAAUGUCGAGUACCUGAUGUCUCUCUACUUGCACGAAGACAUCACACCCGAGGUCAUUCGCGAAGCCAAAAAAGCCGGAAUCACGGGCGUGAAAUCGUACCCUGCUGGUGUCACUACGAACUCCUCCUCCGGCGUCCUAGACUACGAGACCUUCUACCCCGUCUUCGCCGAAAUGGAAAAACAAAACAUGGUCCUAAACCUCCACGGCGAAGUCCCUUCAACCCCCUCUCACGCCCCCCUCUCAAACGAAAAAAAGGACGCAAUCACAAUUCUCAACGCCGAACCCGCCUUCCUCCCCACUCUCCUCUCCCUCCACCAACACUUCCCCUCCCUCCGCAUAAUCCUCGAACACUGCAGCACCGCCGCCGCCCUCUCCACCGUCCUCUCCUGCGGCCCCUCCGUCGCAGGCACAAUAACCGCGCACCACCUCUCCCUCAUCAUCGACGACUGGGCCGGCGACCCAUUCUGUUUCUGCAAGCCUGUCGCUAAAACGCCGGAAGAUAGGGAUGCGUUGAUCCGUGCUGUGGUGACUAGCAAGGGUAGGUUUUUCCUAGGAACGGAUUCCGCACCGCAUCCACGGGUCAAGAAGAGGGGCGAGGAUAAAGUUGCAGCCGGCGUUUUUACGCAGCCGCAUGCGCUGGGGUAUGUGCUUGAUGCACUUGAGAAGGGGGUGGAGAGGGGGGUCAUCAGCAAGGAAGAGGUGACGCAGGAGGGGUUGGAGGGGUUUUUUGGGGCGUGGGGGAGGGCGUUUUAUCAGGUUGGGGAUAGCCGCGGGGAGAGGGUUGUGUUGAGGAGGGGAGGAGAGAGGAUUGUGGAUGUUUUGAAGAAUCAAGGGGGAAGUGUGGAGGUUGUGCCGUUUAGGAGGGGAGAGCAGACGUGGGGUGUGGAGUGGAAAUAA
Molecule: messenger RNA, 1107 nt
Organism: Bipolaris victoriae FI3
Lineage: Eukaryota; Fungi; Ascomycota; Dothideomycetes; Pleosporales; Pleosporaceae
Exons: 3
Coding region: 1-1107 (368 amino acids)
Biological process (GO): 'de novo' pyrimidine nucleobase biosynthetic process; pyrimidine nucleotide biosynthetic process
Cellular component (GO): cytoplasm
Molecular function (GO): dihydroorotase activity
Source: RefSeq, a predicted model, not a curated record